Molecule: messenger RNA, 2453 nt
Organism: Oreochromis aureus
Lineage: Eukaryota; Metazoa; Chordata; Actinopteri; Cichliformes; Cichlidae
Gene: hbp1
Product: HMG-box transcription factor 1
Exons: 11
Coding region: 137-1561 (474 amino acids)
Biological process (GO): regulation of transcription by RNA polymerase II
Cellular component (GO): nucleus
Molecular function (GO): RNA binding; RNA polymerase II cis-regulatory region sequence-specific DNA binding; protein binding
Source: RefSeq, a predicted model, not a curated record
CCGAAUUCCUCUUAUUGACGUUGUUGCGCACCAAUGGGGAGCUUCCUCUGGAGCCAUUCAAUCCCUCCCCUCGAGUGAAUGCCACAGAGUUACUUGAUGUCGACAGCUAUGGUGAUGUGUCAGAGUAUGAUGAUGGAUGCUGAGUAAGCUGGACAGUAGCCUGUUUUUUUUGGGGGGGAAAAAGAGGAAACCGAACAUUGUGAAAAUGGACGAGUCAUUCGAUCCGCUCAAGUGUAAUGAGGACCUGCCUUCCUCACCUGGGUGCCACAUGGAGUAUGACGACAUGCCAGAGCUGCAGGAGGUGGAGGAGGACCAGAGGUCUCCGAGGUUAUUUCAAGUUGGAGCAGUGUCUCACCAGGAGCUCAGUUGUUCUCCUAGCACCAACUGGCUUGCUGAGUUGGCCAACAUAGCCACCAGUCCUCAGAGCCCUCUACUGAAGGACGCCCCACACAAAAGAUCAUCUCCAGUUCACAUCUUUGGCAACAGCAAUAGUUUACAUUCCUAUGCCCGGCCCCCGUUAGCCAGUAGUGCACCCAACCCGUCCAGAGGCCACCUGAGGGAGCGCAGGCGUGUCAGGGCUAGCAGUGAAUCAGAGUCUGGGGUUUUCUCAAUGUCAUCAUCGUUUUCUGAUGAUGAAGACAUGGCAUGGUCUCACUCUUGGCCCUCCACGGCCUGGCAUUGUUUCCUAAAAGGGACUCGUCUGCGCUUCCAUCGAGGUCCAAAUGUGGAGUGGCAGGAAGCCGAUGAACUCGGGGAUUCGGAUGAUGACUCAGAUGAUGAAAGCAUGCCACCAUCCUCAUCCUCUUUCAAGAGAUAUGGCUCCGAUGGGCUUAAACUGGUGAACCACGAAGAGACAUUAUCCUUUGGGCAGGCAGUUCUGAAACUGACCUUUGACCCGGGCUCACCAGAUGAAGGCCUGCUAACAGCUGAAUGCCGAUUGGAUCACCCCUUUUUUGUCAAAAACAAAGGGUGGUCUUCCUUUUAUCCAAGCCUUACUGUGGUGCACCAUGGAAUCCCUUGCUAUGAGAUGCAGCUGGGUGAUGUGUGCCUGCCGCCAAACCACCCAGAUGCCAUUAACUGUGAUGACUCAGUCGUCUUUGACACUUUCAGAAGCUAUGACUUUACCCCACUAGAUUCCUCAGCUGUGUAUGUCCUGAGCAGCAUGGCUCGUCAACGGAGGGCCUCCUUGUCCAGUGGGGGUGCUGUCAGUCCAGACUGUGAUAAACUCGAGCGCUCCAGCUCCCCUCACUCCUCCAGUAGCAAAUCGAACAGGAGCCACAACUCAGGGAUAGCCAGUGGUGCCACACCUACGAAAUGCAAGCGGCCAAUGAAUGCCUUCAUGCUCUUUGCCAAGAAGUACAGGGUGGAGUACACACAGAUGUAUCCUGGGAAGGACAACAGAGCCAUUAGUGUCAUUCUGGGUGACAAGUGGAAGAAGAUGAAGAGUGAGGAGAGGAGGAUAUACACCAUGGAGGCCAAGGCCCUGGCCGAAGAGCAGAAAAGGCUCAAUCCAGACUGUUGGAAACGUAAAAGAACCAACUCGGGUUCCCAGCAGACCUAGAUAAUCUACCCACAUCCCUGGCUGCUGUUGUUUUGGCAUGGAGAGGUGCUGGACAGAGUCUGAUGGACCGCUUGAUGCCUCUUUGCUCUCCUGUAUUCUUGAGACUCGACUGUGAUGCUGAAUUCACUUGCUUUUUAUAACCAUGAAACAUUAUAGUGACAAAACAGAGUUAUGAGAUAUAUAUACAAAGCAUUUAAUCUAGUCACUAACAGUGCAUAUAUUUUCUUAUAUCUUUAAUGUCAAAAAUGGUCUUAUUCCUCUGAAAUAAGAAUUAAUUUCAGGUUAUUUCAUAUCCAGUGGUGGGACAACAUGAGAGCCUGUGGUGCUAUGCUUCAGUCAAAAAAAAAAAAAGACAAAAGUGGGAAUUUCAGAUAACUUUUUCACAACUGUUCAUAGUGAUAUUUUUAAUAUUCAGUAUAUUGCACAGAUAGGUAAUCUAUUAAAACAUUUUGUAUUACAGUAUAUAGCAUAUUCUGCCGCUGAACUAUGGCGAACAGUUUGUGAUUACUGCCCUGCCAAGUCUUUAGGUCGUUUUCGCCCGACCUCCCGGUCACAUGAUGACAGGGCUUUCCGCAUGCGGUGGUGGGUUUAUACUCAGUCAUAAAGCACUUCAGGCUUUCACUGUAAGUGUUUAUUUCUUCUGCACUUUAUAUAAAUAUGUAAUCUAAUCCUAUACAGCCAUUGUAUACAGGGGGAAACUGUUUGUAUAAUACAGCUCGUCUCUUGACAGUUAGCCAUUUGACACAAUCGUGGCCCAGCAGCCAUGCUCUGCUUUCAGGUUUCUCUUAAAUUUUAAAUGCUUUUGUUCAUAAUGUACAGGUUUUACAGCACCAACAACCUCUUGCACAAAAUAUCCUUGUAUCAUAUUAUAAAUAAUUUUUUAAAAUUCUCA